AUGUUCCGAGUUGGAUCCUGGCUGUAUAACCGCAAGCCAGGCGCCAAUGCGUCCACCCAGUCCCUCGACUCGCUGUCUGAGUCACAUGAUCUUGAGCAUGCUCUCAGAGCUGCCACUUUGAUCCUAAAUGAUGAUGUCGAUGGCGCUGAAGCAGGUCUCAGCAAAGGAAACUCGACUUUCCACAAGCUCGGCAAGGGCGUGGUUGGUUUUAUGCGCGCAACGUUAGGGUUCGAGCAGGAAAUUAUGCGUGAAGCAUCCGAUCGGCUCAAUGAUGCUGAAACUAGCGCGUCCAAUGACCAGCACAAGGCCAGCCAUCAUGCGAAUGCUCCAAAUGCUUUUCACUCGCGGAUCUAUGAUCCUGGAACCGAAUUUGCACUUUGCCAAGCGAUGGCUCAGAUCAUGGGCGCCGUGGUUGGUGUGCUCAAUGAGAGUCUCACGGAGAGCAUCAAGGGGUUCUAUAAAAUGAGAAAGGCUUUCAUAAUCCUUGAUGGGAUCCUGAAGAUGGAGGAGAGGUUCCUACAGGGAGAACCAUCUGGGAAAUCCAGGACUGCAGUCGAAACCAGCACGCCGAGCGAGAUGUCAGAUUCGCCAUCACCCACGAGUUCGGUCAAGGGUCACAGCAGACAGAGCCAUGAAUUGCCCCGGCAAUUGUCUCAGCUUAAAAUAGCAGAAGACAAUCUCGCCUCUCCAAGUUCAUCGGAUACUACUACGACAUUAAUACUGACCGAUGCACUCAGCCAAGACCCAGAAUCCGAAGUCUUCAGCAGUUCAAUCGACGCCUUCAUUCAUUCUGGGGCCAAUCUCUGCUUUGGGAUGCUGCUCCUCAUCAUCUCCAUGAUUCCCCCGACCUUCAGCAGAUUACUGGCGAUUAUCGGUUUUCGAGGGGAUAAAGAGAGAGGCUUGCGGAUGCUCUGGCAAGCGAGCAAGUUCCACAGCCUGAUCGGCGCCAUUGCAUCCCUAGGGCUGUUGGGAUACUACAACGGCUUUGUCCGGUACUGUGACAUCAUUCCGGAUGCGACGUCCGAAGACGAAUCUGAUGUCGAAGGAUAUCCCAUGGAGCGGCUUGCGGCUCUCCUGGCCAAAAUGAGGUCCCGAUAUCCAAAGAGCCAGCUAUGGCUGUUGGAAGAAUCCCGGAUGAAGGGAGCCAACCGGAAUCUGGAAGAGGCCUUGGAGUUGCUGACGAAAGGCAGCAAGAGUCCCCUCAAACAGGUUGAGGCCUUGCGGACAUUUGAGAAAAGUAUGAAUGCCAUGUAUCUGCAUAAAUACGAACUGUGUGCUCAGUCGUUUCUUGAGUGUGUUGAAUUGAAUUCUUGGUCACCUUCCCUGUACUAUUAUAUUGCCGGAGCAGCCCAUCUCGUUUUGUAUCGACACAAGUCCGAGAGUGACCCCACAGCUGCGGCCGAACAUGCGAAAAAGGCCACAGAAUACUUCCUCAAGGCGCCUACACUGGCCGGUAAGAAGCGGUUGAUGGCACGGCAAUUGCCGUUCGACGUCUUUGUUUCCCGCAAGGUUGCCAAGUGGGAAGCACGUUCCAAGCAGUGGAAGGUCGACCUGGUCGACGCCGUGGGAGUCGAUCCGAUUGAGGAGAUGAUUUUCUUCUGGAACGGCCAUAGUCGCAUGACCCGAGAGGAGCUGGAGAAGUCCCUGCGCAACCUGGCCUGGUCCGAGAGUAGUGCCAACAAAACCUGGGACAAAGAGAGUGAGGAUGAGAAAGCCAUUCUCGCCGUCCUGCGAGCUGCCGUCCUGCGCGCGUUACGCCGACACCGAGAGGCAAAAGAGAUUCUGCAGACCCAAGUUCUCAAUCUCGACAGGUCUGUGUUUAAAGGCCAUCUCAAAGACGACUGGAUCUGCCCCGUGGCACAUUUCGAAAUGGCCGCCAAUCUCUGGAUGGAACGCCCUUCAUACCUGGCGACGCAUGGCCCUGCCGAUCCCACCUUGAAGCCGACCAUAUCGAGAGGCUCGACAGCUCCAUCAGAGGGCGAGGCGGAGAGAGUGGAACGAGCAAAAGUCCGCGAAUGCGAAGAGCACCUCGACAAGGUGGCCAAGUGGGAAUCCUUCGAGCUCGACACGCGAAUCGGGCUCAAGGUGACGGCGGCCAGGGAGGCGGUUCGGAAAUGGGAGGCAGCGCAUCCCGCUCCAGCUACGGACGUUGCCGUGUCAGCAGCUUAG
This is a messenger RNA of Rasamsonia emersonii CBS 393.64, 2169 nucleotides long. Its product is annotated as Mitochondrial outer membrane protein iml2. Gene Ontology annotation, cellular component: mitochondrial outer membrane; nucleus; cytosol. The transcript is spliced from 6 exons. The record is from RefSeq and is a predicted model, not a curated record. NCBI's taxonomy places the organism in Eukaryota, Fungi, Ascomycota, Eurotiomycetes, Eurotiales, Trichocomaceae. Bases 1 to 2169 code for a protein of 722 amino acids.